AUUUAACUUAAAUUACCAAGAGGAUGACCACGCUGUGCCGCACCUGUGGUCAGGAGGCGGAGGACGCCAAGGCACUCUUCGACAAAGAGGGCAGCGACGUCCUGAACAACAUUCUCAAACUGACGGGCCUUUGGCUGAGAAACCAGUCGGGUGUGCCCACGAGGAUCUGCUUAUCCUGCUUGCUGGACCUGAAUGAUGCCAUCGCCUUCCGGGAGCUCUGCAUCAAAACCAACUCCUCUUGGUUCGAAAAUCAGAACAAACAAGAUGAUUCGGGCUCAGAGCAAAAAACUACCAGGGAAGACAGGAAUAAUAGAGCAAAAAGUGGUGUGGAUGUUGUGCCUGUUAAUAUCGUGCCGAUCAACAUCGUCCCUCUUGCACAGCCACAAAAUAUCCUUGUGCAGGGGAGGAUCCCACCACAACGCAGCAAGAUAGUGGAUGAAAUUCUCCUUAGGACACUAGAAACUCCUAUUUAUCCCUUGAUCGUCCCCGAAAUUCCUCCUACCGAUCUCGUCGAUCCUCUUCGAUGCGAGGAUCCUAUCCUGGUGAAGAGCGAGCUCCUGUUUUCAGAUGUGAAACCUGAGGAGUCCAUAAAUCAGGAAGAGGCUAAGUCCGAAUUUUUACAAGUAAUGAAGGAAGACCCCAGAAUACCACAAGUCACCGAGGAGGUACGGAAAAAGCGAAGAAAGACAAGAAGGAAAGACUCCUUAGAGGAGUGCCCCGGCAAUACUAACUCCAUUACCCCUGCCACUGCUGAAGAAUUUUCCCCCACCAGAAGAAAUAAGAGCAAAGAGGACAAAAAUGCCACUCGAAAUAAAUGGGGGGCUGCCAAAAGAGCGUAUGCCCUGGAGCACAGACUAUAUUUCUGCGACCAAUGCGGCAAAACUUUUAGCGAGAAGGGCAACUUCAAUGUCCACCUCAGACGGCACAAAGGUACCAAGGAGUUCCAGUGCAAGGAAUGCGACCGCAAGGAGUUCACCCAACACCUGCUCAAUUUGCACGUGCGGAUCAAGCAUCGCGGCGAAUUGCCCUACGUGUGCAAGUACUGCGGCAAGCGAUUUGACAACUGCCUCAAGCGGCUCAACCACGAGCGGAACCACAAAGAGAGCCCCAUCCAUCGACCACACGUGUGCUCCACUUGCCAAAAGGCCUUUAAGACUUCGACGGCCCUCAAGGACCACAGCGUGGUGCACACGGGGGAGCAGCCAUUCCACUGCGAGCUCUGCCAGACGUCCUUCAAUAGGAGGAACGCCCUGGCCACCCACUACAAGUCAAAGCACCACCGCAUGAAAGUCGAGGAGCAGUCAGAGAACCCAGGUGGAGAUAUUACUGUCCAACCCAAAGGGUGAAUCGUUCGUUUCUUGUAAGGUUUGUUGAUAUGACAAAUGUCCCUCUGGAACUUAAAAAAAAAUAAAACAAGAGAGAACGCUAUAGUCGAA
Drosophila yakuba is the source of this 1436-nucleotide messenger RNA. Its product is annotated as transcription factor Ouib. The record is from RefSeq and is a predicted model, not a curated record. The coding region runs from base 24 to 1346 and encodes 440 amino acids. Gene Ontology annotation, cellular component: nucleus. Gene Ontology annotation, molecular function: DNA-binding transcription factor activity; RNA polymerase II cis-regulatory region sequence-specific DNA binding; zinc ion binding. Lineage: Eukaryota; Metazoa; Arthropoda; Insecta; Diptera; Drosophilidae. Gene Ontology annotation, biological process: regulation of transcription by RNA polymerase II. The transcript has 3 exons.